CUGUCUAUCUGUCUGUUUGUUUGUCCGCUCAUCUGUCUGACAGUCUGUCUCUACUUGUCUGUUUCUGUGUUUGGAUUUUAUUUAUUCCUGUAGUUUUUGGAGUUUGCUAGUCGAAGGAACAACGCUGUUGACAAGGUGUACAGGAGAUUAUCUCAACACCUGAUGGAUAUGUUUCCCCACUUCUUUCCUUCAUUGACUCGAGGUGAUUUUCUUUGGGAACUAUCAGUGCUGUGGAGUCGUACUCACAGAGUUGAAGUGAAGGAUCAUGAGGGAAAUUGGCAACACGUGCCUUGUCUCGUUCCUGUUGCCGACAUGUUUAAUAUGGCUGCAAAUGAAGACGAUGUCAACAUAGAAUGCAAGACAAAUGAUGAAUCGAUGCACUUCGAGUGCUACACUACAAAACCUGUAUCCAACAAUUCACAGCUUCUUGUGAUGUAUGCAACCGAUCCAAUGCAGAGGCACAACGGUCGGCUUUUCAUGGACUACGGGUUUAUGUUGGAAGACAAUCCGUAUGACAGUGUGACUGUGGAGAUGCCAAAGAUUGAUGCCGAUGAUAAAGAUGCCAAGUUAAGGGCAACGGUGUUGGCAUGGAUUCCAGCUGUGGCAUCGUCGGUGUUGCACAUGCCAAGGUUGAAUAGUUCAAGUGUGAUGACUUCAGAAUUGAUGACUGUCAUGCGAUGUUUGACAAUGAGAAAAGAUCAAAGUCUCCAAGAAAUCAUCAACGCUCGUUCCAUAGAGCCAUCAUCUCAUCAAGACAUCAAGAGAAUCAACCAGCUACCACCACCAGACGAGCUGCAAGCUCUUACCAAAGCAAUAUUUCACCUUCACACAGCACUCAACAAAUACACAACAACAGUUGAAGAAGACGAAGAAAUCCUUCUGGAAAAGAGUGAGGCCCUUACGUUAGUUGUACGUAAUAUUGUCAUCUUACAUAAAGAAGAGAAGAGAAUAUUACAUCACAACUUGCAUCAUUUAGAACAACAUAUGAUACGAAUCAAACGCUGGUUUAGUAAUGAAUUAUGAAGUCAUAUUUUUGUAUUUAUUUUUAAGGUAAUUAAAUAGUUUUAAUAUUGAAGUAAUUUAUGAUACAUACAGGGUGUGUCUAUAGCUGAUGGUUUGUGUAGACAUCUGAUUGAAAUGCUGAUAGUGGUUUUUUAAAAUGAUAGAAUAUUGAUGUAAUGGGUUUGGACAACUUAUGGG
Molecule: messenger RNA, 1200 nt
Organism: Corticium candelabrum
Lineage: Eukaryota; Metazoa; Porifera; Homoscleromorpha; Homosclerophorida; Plakinidae
Exons: 7
Coding region: 163-1023 (286 amino acids)
Biological process (GO): peptidyl-lysine monomethylation
Molecular function (GO): protein-lysine N-methyltransferase activity
Source: RefSeq, a predicted model, not a curated record